AUGGAGCUUACAAUGGAGAAUAUUGGGAAUAUCCACGGCGUGACCCAAUCCAGCGACCUGAUGAACAGUUCCCACAAUCGCCAGGCUUCUCACCGGAGUCUGGCUGCUCACGGCCGGCCUGCCAUGGUGUCCAGCAUGGCUUCCAUCCUGGAAGGAGGCGAUUACCGCCCCGAUCACAGCUUGUCCGGUCCGCUGCACCCCGCCAUGAGCAUGUCCUGUGACAGUCCACCUGGGAUGAGCCUGAGCAGUACUUACACCACGCUGACACCCCUCCAGCACCUGCCGCCAAUCUCUACUGUGUCUGAUAAAUUCCAUCACCCUCAUCAUCAUCAUCAUCAUCACCACCACCACCCACACCAGAGACUGUCUGGCAAUGUGAGCGGCAGCUUCACCCUCAUGAGAGACGAGAGGGGCUUGCCAUCAAUGGGCAACCUCUACAGCCCUUACCACAAAGACAUGGCGACCAUGGGACAGUCUCUCUCCCCUCUCUCCAACGGACUGGGCACUUUGCACAACUCCCAGCAGCCGCUGACACCUUACGGUCCCGGUGGGCACAUGGCGAACGAGAAGAUGCUGUCUCCCAAUGGCUUUGAUACACACGCCGCUAUGCUAUCCAGAGGGGAUGAGCACCUGGCUCGGGGUCUGGGGGGCCCUGGAGCCGGGAUGAUGCCCCACCUGAAUGGGAUGCACCCUCACAGCCAUCACCAUGGACAGGUUAACGGCUCGAUGCUCUCCUCUGACCGCGACCGUCAGGUAUCAGUGUCCGCCUCUCACGGCGGCGGCUCGAAUCAAGUGGAGGAAAUCAACACCAAGGAGGUUGCCCAGAGAAUCACAGCGGAGCUGAAACGCUACAGCAUCCCUCAGGCCAUUUUUGCACAGCGAAUCCUGUGCCGGUCGCAGGGAACCCUCUCAGACCUGCUGAGGAACCCCAAACCCUGGAGUAAGCUCAAAUCUGGCCGCGAGACCUUCAGGAGGAUGUGGAAGUGGCUGCAGGAGCCUGAAUUCCAGAGAAUGUCUGCUCUCAGGCUGGCAGCAUGCAAGCGUAAAGAGCAGGAGCAGAACAGAGAUCGGAACAAUACACCCAAGAAACAACGGCUUGUCUUCACCGAUCUUCAACGCCGCACAUUGAUCGCCAUAUUUAAGGAGAACAAGCGGCCAUCGAAAGAAAUGCAGAUAACAAUUUCCCAGCAGCUGGGGCUGGAGCUCAACACAGUCAGCAACUUCUUCAUGAACGCUCGCAGGCGAAGCAUGGACAGAUGGUUGGAUGAGCCAUCGACCGCCGCUGGGCAACCAGCAUCAGCUGCAAGCACUUUUACCAAAGCAUGAAACAGAGGAACAGCGGGCACGCAGUCCGUGCUACUACUGCACUCUGGAAUUAAGACAAAACCAAAAAAAGGCUUUAAACCAAAUAGACAUGAUUUUUAAAAUAAAUUCCAAAG
Molecule: messenger RNA, 1439 nt
Organism: Callorhinchus milii (elephant shark)
Lineage: Eukaryota; Metazoa; Chordata; Chondrichthyes; Chimaeriformes; Callorhinchidae
Gene: onecut3b
Product: one cut homeobox 3b
Exons: 2
Coding region: 1-1326 (441 amino acids)
Biological process (GO): regulation of transcription by RNA polymerase II
Cellular component (GO): nucleus
Molecular function (GO): RNA polymerase II cis-regulatory region sequence-specific DNA binding; DNA-binding transcription factor activity, RNA polymerase II-specific
Source: RefSeq, a predicted model, not a curated record